AUGAUAUCUACGCUCAGUCUCAGAGGCCGGAUACUCAGCGUCGUUCUCGCUCUCCUGUUUUUCUCGACGUUGUUUCAGUUAUGGCCGUCACGCUACUUCCAGAAUGGACACGAGGUGGGAUUGGAUAGUGGCGCACAGGUUGAUUCCGCGGUGCCUCAGCACGACUCUCAGCGGACGGGGGAUGUUCCUGGAUCUCAAAAUUCUGGUGGUCACGGCCACGAUGGCUCGGAUAACCUGCUCAACGAGACAAGGUACAUUUCAUCAUGGGGCGCAUCAGCAGGCUGGACUAACGAUGUCAUCACUUUUUCCAAUCUAGUGUAUCUCGGGAUUUUGACGGACCGGGUGCCCAUCCUCCCCGAGUUCUUGUCGACGCACAUCCGGGGCAUCAUCACCAUACCUUUCAGUGAGGUCUUCGACCUGCCUCGAUUUCGCAAGCUCUUGGGCAGGCCGGUGCUGGAAUGGCGCGAGGUGAAGGAUGCUGAGAGCGAGACCAUCGACGAGCUUGGGUGCUGGAACGUCUGGGCCACGAUGAACUUCAAGCAGCAGGAGACGCAUGAUCCUGCGCCUCGAGAAACCUGGAUAUCCGAUCUCCUAAAUCUCGACAUCUCGUACACUAAGACACCUCCGUGGAUCAGUCUGAAGCCAUACAUCCCGACUGAGCCCUGGUCGUCGUUCUGGUCUCUGGCCGCGCUGAGUUUCCCAGACAAACGUAAGGCAAGUCUGGUGCCCCCGGAGCCUUCACCCAUCAAGCAUGUUUCGCUCCCACCCGAUGAGCAUCUGCUGUGCUACGAUUUCGUUUACUAUGCCGUCGCCCUCGAGGGCCUGGAAUUCCAGUUCGAUUUUAGCCCCGCAUGGCGAUUCGUCGGAAGAUACAUGCGCUGGACGCCACGUCUAGAAAAACUCGCCGAAGAAUACACUCGGAUCGCGCUCGGCGGCGUCGAUUUGAUCCCACCCUACAUCAGCAUCCACGCGCGCCGGGACGACUUCAAAGCAUACUGUUCCGGAGGCAAAAUCUCGCAAGGUCUGUGCCUUCCGACACUCGACGGCUAUGCGGCGCAAGUCGAGGAGGUCCAGGCAGAACUGGCCGAGCGAGGCAUCCACGUCCGCCACGUGAUUAUCACAAGUGACGAAGACGACCCCGAGUGGUGGAAGCUGGUCUCCGCCCGUGGCUGGCACUACAUCGACCACGUGGGACUCAAGACGCGCGAGCGAUUGGGGGUCUGGUAUCCGAUCCUCAUCGACUCUGUCGUUCUGUCUGCAGGGAUCGGACACGUAGGCACAGAAGGCAGCACAAUGAGCUGGAUCGCUGCUAAACGAGUGCGAGACUGGCACGGCGGUGUAACACGACUGCUCGACUGGAGUAAUUCCGAGUAG
This is a messenger RNA of Mycena citricolor, 1374 nucleotides long. NCBI's taxonomy places the organism in Eukaryota, Fungi, Basidiomycota, Agaricomycetes, Agaricales, Mycenaceae. The record is from the annotation of a GenBank genome assembly.